AUGAAUGACUUUGAUUACCUGAAGCUCCUGGGAAAAGGGACCUUUGGGAAGGUGAUCCUGGUGCGGGAAAAGGCCACCGGGCGCUACUACGCCAUGAAGAUCCUGCGGAAGGAGGUCAUCAUCGCCAAGGUGCGUGCGGGAUCCGCACGGAUUCGGGUCGGGAGACCCCAGCCCCGCGCUGCUUCUCCGUUUCUCCGGCCCCGGCGAUGAGCUUGGAGCACAUGAAAGGUGUUUAAAGCGCUGCUUGAUCCCGAUUCUCCCGUUUUCCCUCUUCCUCUUCUUCUCCAGCUCUUUUUCCACCUCUCAAGAGAACGUGUCUUCACGGAGGAUCGGGCCCGCUUCUACGGCGCCGAGAUCGUCUCCGCCUUGGAAUAUCUCCAUUCCCGGGAUGUGGUCUACAGGGACAUCAAGCUGGAAAACCUCAUGUUGGAUAAAGAUGGACACAUCAAAAUCACCGACUUCGGGCUCUGCAAGGAGGGCAUCAGCGACGGAGCCACCAUGAAGACCUUCUGCGGCACCCCCGAGUACCUGGCGCCGGAGGUGCUGGAGGACAACGACUACGGGCGCGCCGUGGACUGGUGGGGCCUGGGGGUGGCGAUGUACGAGAUGAUGUGCGGCCGCCUCCCCUUCUACAACCAGGACCACGAGCGGCUCUUCGAGCUCAUCCUUAUGGAAGAGAUCCGCUUCCCGCGCACCCUCAGCCCCGAGGCCAAGGCCCUGCUGGCCGGGCUGCUCAAGAAGGACCCCAAGCAGCGGUGAGGGGCUUGG
This is a messenger RNA of Nestor notabilis (Kea), 768 nucleotides long. RefSeq names its product RAC-beta serine/threonine-protein kinase-like. The record is from RefSeq and is a predicted model, not a curated record. Gene Ontology annotation, molecular function: ATP binding; protein kinase activity. The transcript is spliced from 4 exons. Gene Ontology annotation, biological process: protein phosphorylation. Lineage: Eukaryota; Metazoa; Chordata; Aves; Psittaciformes; Psittacidae.